AUAGAACCAAUUUGUUGGGAACAAUGAGUUCAUAUAUGGUUCUUAAAAGAAGUCAACAAAUUAAGAUAGUUCAACGCUAACGAUUCAACGGAAUAUCUCAAAACUCGAGUGUAGAGAAAUAUAAUUAAGUAACUGAAGCCAGCUUGAAAGCAAUAAAGAGAAAAAAAUAUUGAAACAUUGUUCUACGCAAGGUAAAAUAAAAUUGAAUCCUCUAUAAAGAAGCGCAACUAGGCUUACCUCGAUCCGAGGCUUUAAUAAUACAGACAGUAAAGAUAGUGAGUUAUCUAUAAAUCUCUAAAUAAACAUGGCACAGUACGGUGGUGGCGCACCAAAUCCCUUCGGUGCUGGUGGCGGCGGUGGUGGCUAUGAACAACAGCCAAGCUAUGGUGGCGGUUAUGGACAACAGAUGGGCGGUUACGAUCAAACAGGUGGUGGUUAUGAUCAAAGCGGUGCAGGUUACGACCAAACUGGCGGUUAUGGUAAUCAGGGUGGUGCCGCUUACGGUGGUGGUAUGCCGAAUGCAGGUGGAGUGCCACAACAACCCUAUGGUAUGGCGGCACGUCCACGUGUCGAUGUGGAGGCUACGGGUGAGGUGGAUCCAACGCUCUAUCCUGAAGCUAAAGAGUCAACGCACAAAAUACGCGGCCACGCUGAUAUUAUUGAAAUGCUUUUUGGGCCCACCGAACACGAGCUCAUACCGGUGAAGGCUUUCUAUUUCUUCUUCUUCGCCGCUUUCGGUUCGCUCUUUCCACUAAUGGGUGUCUACUUCAAACAGAUGGGCAUGAAUCCUGGGCAGUGUGGUAUAUUGAUUGGUAUGCGUCCAUUUGUGGAGUUUCUGUCGGCACCCUUUUGGGGGUCCUAUGCGGAUCGCUGCCGUCAGGGCAAGAAAUUGUUGCUGGCCUCACUCGCCUGUUGGGUCCUAUUUACAAUACCUUUGAGCUUCAUCAAGCCGGAGGCCGUGAAUUGCAUCGAACGUAAGAAUGAAACCGAUUUCGUAUUGACUUUGACACGCACCAAACGUGACCUCUCCGCAUAUGAUAUGAGCGACAUGAACAAGGAUGAAGUGGAGAGUUUCCAUUCUCAAGCAGCUUUACAUGACGCACUGACAAUGCCAGCAAGUGAGGCCAUGCAGGAAUCGCAUAGGAGACGCAAACGUUCGUUGAUACCACGCAUUGACGCCGGCAUCUCGCCCAUACACAUCAACUUCGUCAGCAAUUACGACGACAAAACGCAUCGUGACUAUGUUAGCCCUAUAUUCUCGUCAAUGGUCUAUCGCACGCCAGACAUACAAAAAGCUUUCUUCCUGCUCUUACUCGUCAUACUUAUUGGUGAAUUCUUCAGCGCUCCCGCCAUUACGCUCGCUGACUCUGCUGUCAUAACACUGCUCGGCGACGAUGCCGAUAAAUACGGGCAUCAGCGUAUGUUCGGCUCACUCGGUUGGGGUAUUUCUAUGUUCGUUGUCGGUAUUGUGCUUGAUCAUUCGACUCGGUUCUCACAUCAUCCCUGCGGUGCAGGGCAUAUGGAGAAGAACUACAACAUCUGUUUUGCCAUAUUUUCGAUAUUGAUGACUUGCGCUAUCGUUUCGGCAUCAAAAAUCACUUUCAAAUAUGACCCAAUCGAUAUUGAACAGCCCGCUGAGAAUCCAGAUGCCACAGCUAAUAAACAAGCCGAGGAUGAGAGCAUGGCUGAGUUGGCAGCACAACUGAAUUUACCCACGCUGGCGAUGGGUAGCGGCUCGGCGGUGGUGGGCAAGGCACCACAGGCCGCUGUAGGCGCACAGUCGACCAUGUUUGCACAAACCACUAAGGAAAUGCCCGAAUGGCUGACUGUGUUGACACAUUUUAAGGAUAUGAAGACUAUUUCGUUUCUAUUCGUCGCUUGGUUUAUGGGUUUCGGUAUUGGUUUGAUAUUUACCUUCCUCUUUUGGCAUCUACAAGAUUACGGUGGUACUCCAACACUUUUCGGUGUUGCCUCCGUGAUUAAUCACGUCUCUGAGAUCUUCGCUUACUUCUACAGCUUCCGUUUUAUCGCACAAAUCGGUCACAUAAAGGUGUUGUGCUUGGGUUUAAUCGGCAAUGUGGUGCGAUUUUUGUACAUCUCAUAUGCGACCAAUCCGUGGAUGGUGUUACCCUUCGAACUGAUGCAGGGCAUUACACAUGCCGCCGUCUGGGCCGCUUCCUGCUCGUAUAUCGCGCACUGCACACCCAAACAUCUGCGAGCUUCAGCACAGGGCGUUCUUCAGGGUAUACAUCAUGGUUUGGGACGCGGUUGCGGCGCGAUUAUUGGUGGUAUGUUCGUUACAUACUACGGCACUACGAAAACAUUCCGUGGUUAUGGGCUGGCUUGCCUCGUCGUACUGGGUGUUUUCAUCUUCGUGAACUUCUAUCGCAAGGAUCAGGGCUUUAUCUCCGACUUGCCAGCAACGGAGGAUCCCCGUCAGGUAGCGGAAGAGACCUCACAUCUAGCGCCACAUGGUGUGCCAAGUAAUCCCAUACCGCGUGCGCUCUCCAAUGCACGUCUGAAUGAAAUGAAUCCAAAUGGUAGCACUGGCAAUAGCUACGGCACCUAUCAGACUUCGGGCGGUAAUCUUGAUAUACCUGGCGCAAAUCCACACAAUCCCUUCGCGCAAUAAAUUGGUUAAAAUGAAAUUGAGAAAAAACGGGAAUGUAAUUGUAUGGUCGAAAGUGUCAGAUUGGAGGCGUGAAAAGUGGGUAUUUUUAGCUGAUUUUGCAUUUACAUAUGUCUGCAUAUAUAUGUUUUUUUGGUUAUGAGUUUCAUGAACAGUUUUCAACCGAUCUAUUUGUAUAGUUUAUAAAUACGUAAGUAUAUUGGUAGAGAAAUAUUGUUAAUAAAUCUAAACGUAUUAUUAAUAAGGUACAAUAGUUAUAGUGGGGAGCGCAUAUUUGAUUUGUAAUCUAAAGUAAUUGAAUACUUAAUUAUUAUAACAACUUUGAGUACAAUUUAUUUCUAAUUAAAGUUAUUACUAUUAUUCAAUAUAUUCGUUUGUUGCAUAGAUUACCAUUACAACAUUACAACGUUACUUAUAAUUACUCUUGGUAUUAUUCGUAAUUAUGUAAUGUCGUUACUCAACAAUUUUUUGUAAUAAUUGGAUUUGGUAAUUACAUUAUCAGUACCAAUAUCAUAAGGAUUACAAUGCAGACGAUAGCGAUUCAAAAAGAAUUUUGUAAAAUAUUUAAAUGUUUUAUUAAAAUUUAAUUAUUUGUAAUUCAAUACCAUUACCAUUACAACCAUUACCACUAAAAUACUGUUACAGUUAAUUUAUUAUAUUUUAAUUGUUCUAUUAUUUUACAAUAUAUUUCCAAUAUAUUUAUUUUUAUGCUA
Zeugodacus cucurbitae (melon fly) is the source of this 3342-nucleotide messenger RNA. It is a transcript of the gene jef, whose product is annotated as major facilitator superfamily domain-containing protein 6. Lineage: Eukaryota; Metazoa; Arthropoda; Insecta; Diptera; Tephritidae. The record is from RefSeq and is a predicted model, not a curated record. The transcript is spliced from 5 exons. Gene Ontology annotation, cellular component: membrane. Bases 305 to 2632 code for a protein of 775 amino acids.